Messenger RNA from Poecilia latipinna (sailfin molly), 4647 nucleotides. RefSeq names its product ubiquitin specific peptidase 4 (proto-oncogene) (gene usp4). The transcript has 22 exons. Gene Ontology annotation, cellular component: nucleus. Lineage: Eukaryota; Metazoa; Chordata; Actinopteri; Cyprinodontiformes; Poeciliidae. The coding region runs from base 60 to 3068 and encodes 1002 amino acids. Gene Ontology annotation, molecular function: cysteine-type deubiquitinase activity. The record is from RefSeq and is a predicted model, not a curated record. Gene Ontology annotation, biological process: protein deubiquitination.
GAGACGCUCGCUCCUGUGCUUCAGUCCCUGCGCGUUCACGACACCGGUCCACUGGCUGCAUGAUGGCUGAGGGAGGCGGACCCGAGUCGGGUAGCGCGGCAGACUCUGACACAGAGCCGGUAGCCGCACAAAUGCCUACCCCUUCAAUAGAAAACCAAAAACAGAGUAUUGGGUCACUUUUGAAAACAACUUUAAAAAAGGGCGACGAAUGGUAUCUUAUAGACAGUCGAUGGUUCAAACAGUGGAAAAAGUAUGUGGGAUUUGACAGCUGGGAUAUGUACAAUGUUGGGGAACGUAGCCUCUAUCCAGGACCAAUCGACAACUCAGGGCUGUUCUCAGACCAGGAGACUCAGGCCCUGAAAGAGCACCUUAUAGACGAGCUGGACUAUGUUCUCGUACCCACUGAGGCGUGGAAUAAGCUGGUCAUCUGGUACAGCUGCCUUGAGGGCCAGAGACCCAUUGUCAGAAAGGUGGUCGAACACGGCAUGUUUGUGAAGCACUGUAAGGUGGAAGUUUAUCUCCUUGAACUCAACCUAUGCGAGAAUGACAACAUGGAAAAUGUCGUCAAACGGCAUUUCAGUAAAGCUGAUACCAUAGACACCAUAGAGAAGGAGAUGCGGACGUUGUUCAAUAUCCCUUCAGAGAAGGAGACUCGACUCUGGAACAAAUACAUGAGCAACACUUAUGAGCAGCUGAACAAGCCAGACAGCACUGUACAGGAUGCCGGUCUCUUCCAGGGACAGGUGCUUGUGAUCGAACGCAAGAAUGAGGACGGCACGUGGCCCAGACAAGCUUCGCAUCCCAAGUCCAGUGCAACCCCAUCUAGGAAUUUUACUACCUCCCCUAAGCUUUCUUCAAAUUCAUCAGCUAGCAUAUCCCCAACAGUAACCAAUGGUGACAGUAGCGGUAGCCCCGGAUACGCUCUGAAUAACAGCACGUCCUCUAACAACAGAUUUGGGGGAUAUAAUUCAUAUAGCUCCUCCUAUAACUACAGAGAAUCACAGUCGCAGCCUGGCCUGUGCGGCCUCAGUAAUCUGGGCAAUACAUGCUUCAUGAACUCUGCUCUCCAGUGCCUGAGCAAUGUGUCUCCACUCACAGAGUACUUCCUCACAGACCAGUACGAAGCGGAGAUUAACCGAGAGAAUCCCCUGGGGAUGAGGGGGGAGAUCGCCGAGGCCUACGCAGACCUGGUGAAGCAGAUGUGGAUGAGCCGCAGCAGUUACGUGGCCCCGCGUACCUUCAAAACCCAGGUGGGCCGCUUCGCUCCACAGUUUUCCGGCUACCAGCAGCAGGACUCUCAGGAGUUGUUGGCCUUCCUGCUGGACGGACUCCACGAAGAUCUGAACCGUGUCAAGAAGAAGCCUUACCUGGCCCUGAGAGACGCAGAGGGUCGUCCAGAUGACAUUGUUGCCAGGGAAGCCUGGACAAACCACCGCUUGCGCAACGACUCCGUCAUCGUCGACAUUUUCCACGGCCUCUUUAAGUCUACAUUAGUGUGUCCAGAGUGCUCCAAAGUGUCUGUGACCUUCGACCCUUUCUGCUACCUCACGCUGCCUCUCCCUAUGAAAAAGGACCGGACCAUGGAGGUGUUUCUAGUUCAGUCGGACCCCCAGUCCAAACCCACUCAGUUCAGAGUGGUGGUCCCCAAACUGGGAGCAGUGACGGACCUUUGCAGCGCCUUGUCCAGGCUCUGCGGGAUUCCUCCUGAAAAGAUGGUGGUAGCCGACGUUUACAAUCACAGAUUUCAUAAAAUUUACAGACGAGAUGAUGCCCUCAACCAAAUCAUGGAAAAAGAUGACAUUUUUGUAUAUGAGGUCCAGGAGGAGGACAGUGAAAGGAUGAACCUGCCUGUGUAUUUCAGGGAGCGCCACUCCAAACACGUGGGCAGCUCCUCUAGCACCUUGUUGUUCGGCCAGCCUUUACUCAUCUCCGUGCCCAGACACAACCUGUUGGCUGACGUUCUUUACGACAAGAUCCUGGAAAGGAUCAGACGCUACGUCAAGCAACAGCACAGUCCAAAUAGCGAAAGCAGAGCUUCGGCCUCCGCCACUUUGUCCAGCUGCAGCCAGACUCCUGAAUGUUCCACAUCGUCUGCCCUCAAUGCCAGCCUGGGGGGCUGCGGCAGCCCCCGGUCAGACGGGGCCUCCUGCAGCGCCAGCUCCAGUAACGGUAGCAACCACUCAGGAACCUGCAACGAAGCUAACGGGCUGUAUGACGGUGAAGAGGAGGCCAUGGAUCACCAGGUGAGCCCCGAGCCGGAGAACGGGCCGUCUGAGGAGGAGGAGGAGAGCUCAGACUUGGAGAACGGCUCUAAAGGGAAUGCAGCCAAGCUCUUCACCUUCAGCAUAGUCAACUCUUACGGGACCGUCAACAUCACCCCGCUGCCUUGCGACGGAAAUGUCCUCAAACUUAACCCACAUUCCACUGUGGCGAUCGACUGGGACACGGAAUCAAAGAAACAGUUUUACGAUGAGCAGGAAGCGGAGGCCUACGAGAAGCACGACAGCAUGCUGCAGCCUCAAAAAAAGAAAACAACCGUGGCUCUGAAGGAAUGCAUCGAGCUUUUUACUACAAUGGAGACUCUAGGAGAACAUGACCCUUGGUAUUGUCCAACAUGUAAAAAACAUCAACAGGCAACAAAAAAGUUUGACUUGUGGUCGCUGCCUCGCAUUCUGGUCGUUCACCUGAAGCGUUUCUCCUACAACCGGUGCUGGAGGGACAAACUCGACACACUGGUGGACUUUCCCAUCAGGGAUCUAAACAUGUCGGAGUUUGUGUGUGACCCAAAAGCGGGCCCUUACGUCUACGACCUCAUUGCUGUUUCAAACCACUACGGAGGAAUGGGAGGCGGCCACUAUACGGCUUAUGGCAAGAAUAAAAUGGAUGGGAAGUGGUAUUACUUUGACGACAGCAGCGUCUCGUCUGCCUCUGAGGAUCAGAUUGUGACUAAAGCGGCCUACGUGCUCUUCUAUCAGCGCAGAGACGAGGACAGCCUGACCAAACCCGACCCGCCGGCCUCGCUGGGAGGAGCCACCGAGUCAGGCGACGACCACAUGGACACAAACUGAGGAGCCCCGACUUAACGAACACACAGCGAAAACACACAUGGCGAGUAGAGACUCGGGAUAUGCGCACACAGUGCUUCUUUAGUGGUAGAGGACUCCACAGACUCGCUAACCCUUCCUCCUUCAAGUUUAUUUGAUUUGCGUCUCGUCCGUUUUUCGUCUUCAACAAAGCGACCGCGUCAGAAGAGUUGAACCUAGAGACUUCCUCCCCCCCGAAGCAGGUGAUCGUAGCGUUGCUAGUCCGGGACUUCAGAGGAACACAGAUAAACAUGGAAGCUCUCGCCGGAUGAGCAGAAUGUUAGAAGUGCCCGCAAAUUCUUCUGUCGCCCACGAAAACGUUCAGAAAUAUUUAAAUGACAAAAAAAUAAAUAAAUAAAUAAAAAUAAAAGCCAAAUGCUGAUAUUGUUUCAACCAAAGUGAUUCUAGGUAUUUAUGAAGAGACGACGCAGAAGUGAGCAGGGUACUGGCUUUGUGCCUACAUUUAUUUGUUGAAAUUACCGCUGUGCUGAUGUAAAAUGCAAGUUUAACAGUGUGACGUGCACACAGAAUAAUACAUGCCACCUUAAUGAAAAUAUUUGCUGUGGAUUCAUAGAGCCACUGCUGCAGCAGCCUAGCUGCCACAGCCCUGUGACGCAUCGAGGUGUUUGACAUUGGACUUGACAAGUGGAAGCUAGUCGGCCUUGCUUUUUUUUUUUUUUUUUUUUUUUUUUGUUUUGUUUUGUUUUUUUAAAUAAAGCACAGCUUGAACUUUGCUGUGUCUUGGGCCCGUUACGAGAAGAUUCCCACCCUCCUACAAUUUUUUUUUUUUUUUUUUUUUUUUUUUUUUUUUUUAUAAUCAAGUGAAAUAAGCGGCCUUUUUAUUCCUGCAAACCUGACAAAAAGGAGGCACUUUGAAAUCUUCACAAGUACAUAAUCUACCUGCUUCUGGUGUGUUUAGUCAGAAAGGUGGUGUGGCGUAACCGUAGCGUUAAGGCUCAUGGUCCGCCGGGCACUUUCUUUAAAUCACCUAGUCCUUUUAAGGGUCAUUCGACUGCUGCUGGAUCUGACCAGCUUACCUUGCAAUAGCUCGUCCUCAUUAGACAUGUACAAUUCAUGCAGCUCUGUACUGAAAUGCCUGUUCUUUGAUGUUUCAAAGCACACCGAGUGAAAGAAAUAAACUGGUAUAAAAGUGGUGGUUUUGAUUCAUGGAACUUUAAACUUAUGAAGAUCUGUGCAUGUGAUGCAAAACUUGGCAAUUUAGACCCCAAAAUGUGCUUACUGACAAAAUGAUCCAGUAGAAGAAUGCAGAGUUUAAAGUGUUUUCAACAUGAUCGACAACAACAAGGAUAGAAGAUAUUAUCUUAUGCGCAACAUGUAAACAGUGCUUUAGUACUUGUUGUGUUUACAGUGUUUUUUGAAAGGGAGCCUGCAUUCCUGUUGCAUACAGCAUGUGUCUCGUCUGCUGGUUGGAUCUGACUUGGUUACAUCAUUCAGCAAUUAGUGCCUGUCUGGAUAAGUUAUGCCUUGGAAUAGGAAAAGCUUUCCAUCUGUAAACGUUGUCUUUGUUGAGGAGACGAUUCUGACAACCCAAGAGAUGAAGAAA